AUGCGCGACUCCGAGCUGGCCAAAGAAGUUCGUACCCUUUGUGAGGCCCGGGAUGGGAGGCGCCCAGUUUCCCCAGGGACAGCUUCAAGCGGUAGGGACAGACAUCUGAGGACCCAGCCUCAGGGAUGCUGUCCCCGGGCUUCCAGGCUCCAGCGCCGUAGGACUGAGGCAGACUCCACGGUGAGAAAGAGACCCGAUCUAACCCAGGCCUUUCAUCAGAGCCCAGGAGGAAAGGCAGGAAGUGGGACCACGAGGCCCGGGAGGCUUCUGAUUCGUCUGGCCAGGGAGAUCUGAAUUGGGGUGAAGAGCAGAAUCUCCAGAACAAGGAGGAGGUGGUGAUCAUGGAGACAGAUUUGGCUGAAAUGCCUGAGAAAAGAGCUCUGUCUUCCCAGGAUUCUCCCCAUUUCCAAGAGAAGAUCACAGAAGAGGGAGAAGUGGCUGCUCUGCACCUCACGGCCAGAUCCCAGGAAACGGUGACAUUCAAGGAUGUGGCCAUGGACUUUACACCAGAGGAGUGGGGGAAGCUGGAUCCUGCACAAAGGGAUGUGAUGCUGGAGAACUAUAGGAACCUGGUCUCACUUUGGCUUCCAGUUUCCAAACCUGAGAACCACAACUUGGAGCAUGGAAAAGAACCACUGAAGCUUGAGAGAAAAGCCCCCAAAAGCAGCUAUUCAGACGUGGAGACUAGACCACAGAGCAAGGAUUCAACUUCAGUGCAAGAUUUUUCCAAAGCAGAAUCAUGCAAAGUUGCAAUAACAGACAGACUGACACGGAAUAGUGUCUAUGACUCCAACUUGGAAGCAGCCCUUGAAUGUGAAAAUUGGUUAGAGAAUCAGCAAGGAAAUCAGGAGAGACAUUUGAGAGAAAUGUUCACUCACAUGAAUCCACUCUCUGAGGAAACAGGCCAUGAGCAUGAUGUAUACUGGAAAAGCUUCAAUCAGAAAUCUGUCCUUAUCACCGAAGACAGAGUUCCUAAAGGAUCUUAUGCCUUCCAUACACUUGAAAAAAGCUUGAAACAAAAAUCAAACUUAAUGAAAAAGCAGAGAACUUAUAAAGAGAAAAAACCUCAUAAAUGUAAUGAUUGUGGUGAACUCUUCACCUACCAUUCAGUGCUUAUUCGACACCAGAGAGUCCAUACUGGAGAGAAACCCUAUACCUGCAAUGAAUGUGGGAAAUCUUUUAGCCAUAGAGCUAAUUUAACUAAACACCAGAGAACUCAUACUAGAAUUCUCUUUGAAUGCAGUGAAUGCAAGAAAACCUUCACAGAAAGCUCAUCCCUUGCAACACAUCAGAGAAUUCACAUUGGAGAGAGACCUUAUGAAUGCAAUGAAUGUGGGAAAGGUUUUAAUCGAAGUACACAUCUUGUGCAGCAUCAGUUGAUUCAUACUGGAGUGAAGCCUUAUGAAUGUAAUGAAUGUGAUAAAGCUUUUAUUCAUUCAUCAGCACUCAUUAAACAUCAAAGAACUCAUACUGGAGAGAAACCUUAUAAAUGUCAAGAAUGUGGGAAAGCCUUUAGCCAUUGCUCAUCCCUAACUAAGCAUCAGAGAGUUCAUACUGGAGAAAAGCCAUAUGAAUGCAGUGAAUGUGGAAAAACUUUUAGUCAGAGCACACAUCUUGUUCAACAUCAGAGAAUUCAUACUGGAGAGAAACCCUAUGAGUGUAAUGAAUGUGGGAAAACCUUCAGCCGGAGCUCCAAUUUUGCUAAACAUCAAAGAAUUCAUAUUGGAAAGAAACCGUACAAAUGUAGCGAGUGUGGAAAAGCCUUCAUUCAUUCAUCAGCUCUUAUUCAACAUCAGAGAACUCAUACCGGAGAGAAACCCUUUAGAUGUAAUGAGUGUGGGAAAAGCUUUAAGUGCAGUUCAUCUCUCAUCAGACAUCAAAGAAUUCACACUGAAGAGCAACCCUGAAAAAUUACUGAAUGUGAAGAAAUGUAAGUUGGUUUUGUCACUAUAUUAAAUACUUGAGUGUUUAGGUGGAAGGCUCAUCCAUAAUAUGCAUGUGAGGACCAAUUCUGUAUGCAUCUAAUUUCAUUUGUGUAAUACAUAGUUCUGAGCCAUAGGCAGGUUCCUUAUGUCCGUUAAUUUGAUAAUUACAAAAUCUAGCCAGCGAUUUCAAAAUUUUAAUCUCCAACCUCCCAAACAGCUAUUUGUGGAAAUUCAAGAAGUCCCCGAGAGUGGGUAGCAGUACAAACAUUGUGAAAUCCAGUUUUCCCCUUUCUUGGUUAUGUCAGAGCUUUGUUGUAAGCCUCUCGCUUUGCAAGGAAAUUCUUAUCAGGUAGGUUAGGCUGAGGGCUUACAUCCUUAUCAUCAGGAAGACACAAUGUUGUUAUUUAUUACUCUUUGAGUCCCAAGUAAAGAUCUAGAUACACAUAUGGUGUAAUUCCUGUAGAGUGUCAUUUCUUUUAUAUUAGCCAUAAAAACCAAAAAGGCUGAGUUGAAAGUCCUUAGAAUUCCCUUCCUCCCUCAACAAGCUGCUGUCUAAUUUGAUGACCAUAACUAGGAUGUAUAAUAUUUACAGACAAUUCUAAGUUAUGUUCACAUGGAUUAUGUUCAUCAUUGAUUUUGUUUUUUGUUUUUUGAGAUGGAGUCUUGCUCUG
Nomascus leucogenys (northern white-cheeked gibbon) is the source of this 2596-nucleotide messenger RNA. It is a transcript of the gene ZNF286A, whose product is annotated as zinc finger protein 286A. Gene Ontology annotation, biological process: regulation of transcription by RNA polymerase II. Gene Ontology annotation, molecular function: DNA-binding transcription factor activity, RNA polymerase II-specific; RNA polymerase II cis-regulatory region sequence-specific DNA binding. The record is from RefSeq and is a predicted model, not a curated record. NCBI's taxonomy places the organism in Eukaryota, Metazoa, Chordata, Mammalia, Primates, Hylobatidae.